AUUGAGCAUGUGCCUGGAAGCAGCUUCACGUGUUCUUAGAAAAUUUAUUAUUUGCUCGUGAUAAAUUAAUUAAUUCUUGAUGUUUCUUCUGAUGAAUAGCUAGAUGUUCCAAACCCUGCCAUGGACGACGUACACAUGAAGGUGAGAAAGCUCGACGCUUUCCCUGAGGGGAAAGAGUGCUGUCUUUGCCACUCGAGUGAAGCUGACGAAAGUACACUUGGUUGGAUAUAUACUAUGUUGAUAAGUGGAUGCCGAUCAGUUGAUGAUGAGGACUUUUCGGAUAUUACAGUUCACUUCUUUUGUCUGUUAAUGGCAUCCAGACUUAGACCAAGAGGGAGUGAAAGACACGGUCUCAUGGGAUUUUUGCCUCAGGACAUUUACAAAGAAAUCCAACGUGGAGAAUCACUGAAAUGUACAUAUUGUAAGAAAACGGGAGCUACAGUCAACUGCUGCGUAAAAGAUUGCACUGUCAAAUUUCAUUUUACCUGUGGCAUCAAGAAUCAUUCGAUGCACAAUUACAAACACAUCAAGUCUUAUUGUGUAAGACACAGGCCUAAACAAUAUCUGCCGGAAUCUAUGAAAACUUCAUUGUCGGACACAGAUAACGAUUGUAUUCUGUGUUACGACUCUAUAUCUGCAAAUGAUGAGAUGACUUUUAUUUGGCCUACUUGUUGCAAACCUACUGCAUUACUACACAGGCAAUGCCUUCAGCGAAUGGCACUUAAUUCGGGUUUCUAUUUCAAAUGCCCGUUUUGCAGCAAUAGGAGAGAGUUUUGCCAUACUGUGAAAGAACGAGGUGUCUACAUUCCUCUACAGGCUGCUUCAUGGGAAAGAGAGCCAAAUGCUUAUCAGGAAUUGAACAGUAGUUUAAAAUGUGAAGCAGAGCGUUGCCUCUGUGAUAAAGGGCGAGAAUUCAAAAAGAAAAAUUCACGAUGGGAAUUGAUUCCAUGCGCUUCGUGUGGUGGAAACGGCAUUCAUUUGGAAUGCGCUAAUUUAUGGACAGACAGAAAAUACAACCGCAAUACUAUCAACACGUAUUGGGAUUGUUUUAUGUGCUGCCGGUUAGCAAAAGGUGGCAAUGGUGAACAAGAAGCACAUGCACAACUGUCAAACACAUCCCAUCAGGUUACUGUAAUUGAUGAUGACUCGGAUGACACUGAUGAUGAUGUACUCAUCGUGGAGAACGAAAAGGAAGAACACCCAGUACCUUUGCGUACUGACUCUAUAGGACAAGGACAAACGGAAACUGUUCAGGUGGACCCUUCAAUUCCCAUUACUAUUCCAAUUCCAGUUCCAGUUCCAAUUCCAAUUUAUCUACCCUAUGAAUUCAAUAUUGUGGAACCUCAUGGAUUGGGAAGUAGUGUCAGUCAAAGACCUGAUAACAGCAGUAUGCCUGGAUGCAGUACUGCCAGAAGUACACCUGGAUGCAGCAGUAGAAGAUUAUCGUUGAGCGAGAAGUUUAACAAUUUAUUAAAAAGUUCAGUUCAUUCACGCAGACUUCAAGUUGAUAUGGACUUGGAGUAUGUAUUACCAGGAAGUAGUACUGUAAAAAAACUUGAAAGUGGUACGGCUAUCAGAGGUCCUGGGUUAAGUAGUAUUUUCAAGAGACUUGCAUGUCGUCAUUUGAACAGAGGGCCUGGAGGUAGUUCUGCGAUAAGAGGGACUGGAGGUAGUUCUGCGAUAAGAGGGCCUGGAGGUAGUUCUGCGAUCAGAGGGCCUGGAGGUAGUUCUGUCAUCAGUGCGCUUGGAGGCGGUGUUGGUAUCAGAAGGCCAGCAGGUAGUUCUGCGAUCAGAGGGCCUGGAGGUAGUUCUGCGAUCAGAGGGCCUGGAGGUAGUUCUGUCAUCAGUGCGCUUGGAGGCGGUGUUGACAUUUAG
Molecule: messenger RNA, 1875 nt
Organism: Cimex lectularius (bed bug)
Lineage: Eukaryota; Metazoa; Arthropoda; Insecta; Hemiptera; Cimicidae
Exons: 13
Coding region: 121-1875 (584 amino acids)
Cellular component (GO): nucleus
Source: RefSeq, a predicted model, not a curated record